AGCGUUACAGUUGGCUGGUCUGGGUGGUGGUGGUGGUGGUGGUGGUGAGGUUCAUACGGCACUGGGACCGUCAUAACCUUUAAUCCCAACAACAACAACGUCGACAAUCAACAUGACGACCCGCAGGAAAACUAGAAAAAACCCCGAUGAGGUUACUGAGGAAAAAAUGACGACCAGGAAGCGAGGGAGGUUAGAGGUCUCUCCCACAUCCAGUGCUGCAUCAGUAACUCCACCUGGGACUGGGCGUGGAAAAAGGAGGAAUCUCAGACACGCCAGUCCGCAGUCCACACGGGAGUCGCCUCCAAGAAAAACUCGUCGAAGUGCUGCUACACCAGACACACCUCAAAGAACUAGUACCAGAGGACGUGGAAGAGGCCGCUUACCUGCUGCUACUGCUAAUGAAUCUACUAAAAGUGUAUCGUCAAGAGGUAGAGGCAAAAGAAAUCGAGGUGGAAGUACAGAUUCCAGUCCCAGAAGCGUUAGAAGCCGUGUUGCAUCUCCCUCUACUACAAGGAAACGUGGACGGAGAGAGAGUAAUAGCUCAGGUGUGAGUGUGGCAUCAGAGAAAUCACAACAUAAGCCUUCUAAGAUUAAAGGAUGCAAGAGAAAAAAAUCUGAUAGCACACCUGUAGUUCAUUCAAAGAAAACUAAUGGUGCAUCACCUCAGUGUUUCCCCAGAAGUUCUAAAAGAAGAAAGGUCAUUGACCAAGUAGAAACCUCUGCACCAGCUGCAAAUGGGCGGACAAGUCGCAGAACUCGGAGCAGAAGGGGUGUAUCCGAGACUCAGUCACAGGAAGAUCAAGAUGGAAACACAAAUGAGGAAUCAUCCCACCUGAAUGAUGAUGAAAAUAGUACACAUGGGAAUUCUACAGACUCUUCAAAACUUACAGAAACUGAAACUUCAUUUACAGUUCAGAACAUUUCAUCUUCACUUAAAAGUGAUGCUGAGACCGAACUUAAAAAAGUUGAUUCUGUUCAUGUAAAUAAUGAAGAGUGUAAGGAAGGUGUUGGUGAGGAUCAAAAGAAAUGUGACAGCGUGGUUCAGGAACAUUCAGAGAAAGGAAGUGAAGGUCAGCAUUCAGAAACUGACAGUGAGGCAUGCAAAAAUGAGGUUCAACUGCAUGCAGAACAGAGUGAGGUUCAAAAGCAUUCAGAUGAAAAAAGAGAAUCAAACAUAAAAGAAGUUCAGGAUCUUUCUGAAAAAAAUCAGCAACAUCCAAAUAAACAGAAACAAUCAAAGGAGAAAAAGGAACAAAAACAGCCCAUAGAGGAAGAGGAAGAAAACGAGUUAAUAGAGGAAGAGGAAGAAAAAGAAUCAUUAGAGGAAGAGGAAGAAAAAGAGUCUAUAGAGGAAGAGGAUGAAAAAGAGUCAAUAGAGGAAGAGGAAGAAAAAGAGUCAGUAGAGGAAGAAAAAGAGUCACUUGAGGAAGAAAAAAACUCAGUAGAGGAAAAUGAUGCCUUAAUAGAAGAAGAGGAAAGAAAGUCAAUUGGGGAUGAAGAAAAAGAGUCAGUAAAGGAAGAAGACUCAUUAGAGGAAGAAAAGGAAUCAGCAGAGGAAGAGGAGCAGCAGCAUUCUGAAGACCAAAAAGAAACAGUAAAAGAAGACCAAAAAGAGUCAACAGGGAAAGAAGGAAAAGAGUUGGUAAUGGAAGAGGCAAAAAGGGAAUCAUUAGAGGAAGGGGCAGAGGAAGAGGCCAAAACAGAGUCAAUAGAAGAAAGAGAAUCAGUAGAGGAAGAGGCCAGAAAAGAGUCAGUAGAGGAAGAGGAAAACAAAGAGUCAGUAGAGGAAGAGGAAAAUAGAGAGUCUGUAGAGGAAGAGGAAAGCAAAGAGUCAGUAGAGGAAGAGGAAAACAAAGAGUCAGUAGAGGAAGAGGCAGAUAAAGACACAAUAGAGGAACAUGGAGAAGAAGACACAGUAGAGGAAGAAGCAGAAAGAGAGCCAAUAGAGAAAAUGGAAGAAGAGCUAAUAGAGGAAGAGGAGCAGGAAUAUUCUGAAGACCAAAAAGAGUCAGUAGAGGAAGAAAAAAAAGAAUCAGUAGAGGAAGAGGAACAGCAACAUUCAGAAGACCAAAGAGAUUCAAAAGAGGAAGACCAGAAAGAUUCAAUAAAGGAAGAGGAACAAAAAGGACCAGCAGAGAAAGUGGAACAAAUAGAGUCAGAAGAAGAGGAGCAGAUUGAGUCAGUAGAGAAUGAGGAACAAAAAGAGUCAGUAGAGAAUGAGGAGCAAAAAGAGUCAGUAGAGAAUGAGGAGCAAAAAGAGUCAGUAGAGAAAGAAGACAAAAAAGAGUCAAUAGAGGAAGAGGAAGAACCACAUUCUAAAGGCCAACAAGUGCCAAUAGAGGAAGAUGCUCAAGAAGAUUCACUAGAAGAUGAGCAAAAAGAGUUAAUAAAAGGAGAACAGCAUUCUGAAGAAUUAGGCGAGUCAUUGGAGAAAGAGGUUCAGCAACAUUCUGAAGAAGGCAGAUCAUGCAAGGAAGACAUUCAGGAACAUUCUGAAGAUCAAGGGGAGUUAUACAUGAAAGAGUCUCAAGAAUAUAGUAAGCCAUGUAAAGAAGAAGUUCGAAAACAUUCAGAAAAAAACAGCGAGUCAUGCAAGAAAGAUGCUGAGGAAUAUUCUGAACAAAGUGAGUCAUGUAAGGAAGAGGUUAAACAAUGUUCUGAAAAACAGAAUGAACUGUGCAAGAAAGAGGGCAAGGCAUGUGAGGAGAAGGUUCAGCAGCAUUCUGAAAAGCAAGAGGAGUUGUGCCAGGAAGACAUUCAGGAAAAAUCUAAAGAAAAGAAUGAGAAGGUAGAGGAGGAAAUUGAGCAAUGUUCUGAUAAACAGAAAGAGUCAUCCAGACAAGGGGUUCAGGAUCAUUCUGAAGAACAGCACAGCAAAUCAGUGGAAGAAGAUAUUGAGCAGCAUUUCGAAAAAUGUGAAAAAUUAUGUGAUGAAGAGGCGCAUGAACAUUCUGAAGAUGAAAGUAAGUCAUUCAAUGAAGAUGUUCGACAACAUUCUGAGAAGCAAAAUGAGUCAUGCAAGGAAGAUGAGCAUCAUUCUAAAAAACAAACAAAGCUGUGUGAGGAAGAGGUUCAACAACAUUCUGAAGAGAAAAUAAAGCCAGUAGAGGAAAAGGUCCAACAGCAUUCUAAAGAAAGUGAGCAAAUGGAAGAGGAAGUUGAACAGCAAUCUGAAAAAUCAAGUGGGUCAUGUCACAAAAAAAUUCAGCAUCACUCUGAACCAGAAGAGUCAUGCAGGGAAGUUGUUCUCAAAAAUUCUGAAGAACAGAGUGAAUCAUGCAAAAAAGACAUUCAUCAUCUUUCUGAAAAACAAAAUGAGUCAUGCAAGAAAGAAGCUGAACAAGAUUCAAAAAAUCAGAGAGAAGCAUAUGAGAGAGAGGUUCAGCAACGUUCUGAAGAGCAAAGCAAGUCAUUAGAUAAAGAGGUUAAGCAGUGUGACGAGGAACAAAAACAAAUGUGCAAGAAGAAGGAAGAAGUUCAGCAACAUUCAGAAGAAGAGAAUUUGCAUGAGGAAGAGGUUCAGCAAUAUUCAGAGGAAAAAGAUUCACACAGGGAAGAUGUUAAGCAACAUUCUGAAGUAGAAAAAGAAUCAUGCAAGACAGAGAUUCAACAUAAUUCUGAAAAGCAAAAAGAGCUUAGUGAGAAUAUGUUAAAUAAUUCUCAAAAGCAGACAGAAGCAUGUGAAAAGAGUCAGGAAAAAUCUGAAAAGCAGAGUGUGUUGUGUGAAAAUGAAAAGAUUAAUAAACAAGAUAAAAGUGUUCCUUUAUUGAAUAGUGCAGCCACCAGUCAGAAGAGUUUAGUGGCAACAAGCCAACUCUGUUCCUCAGAUGAAGUCGAGUCAAGGACGUGUGACACAAAUAUCAAAGGUGAUGUAUCAAAUGCAACCCCAGCAGCCAGUUUGCCUACAAAUACAGUAGUUCUAGUCAUGGGGAAAGUUCAAAGUGGAGACAAUUUAGUGCCGAGUCCUCAGAUUCUGGAAGUCCAGAAGUAAAGUCUUCAAAGAAGGCCAGAUUAAGUGAAAGUGUACCUGACAUGUUUAUAAAUAAGAAAAUUAUAAAUUGUGAAAAAAAUUUAUAUAGAGGAAAGUGUGAGGGAAGCAAUUAACAAGAAAGACCGAAAUGUGUAAACUAAAAAACUAGGUGUGGAGGGUGAAUUAGAAUGGACACUGUGACAUAGGCAUUAACCUUCUUAGAAUACCUGGGCCUUACGAAGCAGCAGACCUUUGAAGUUUGUUCAGUUAUUCCAGCUUGUGUGAAAGGGAAAUGCUCAACCUGUAAGGGUCAUAGAAAGCCUAGGGAAUAAGAGACAGUCAAAUUCAGCCCUAGUAAGGGAAGGGUAGCUCCAGCUCCUUGGGUCAAGAGCUAUUAAGCAGCAUCAAGGCAACCACACUUGAAGG
Molecule: messenger RNA, 4396 nt
Organism: Cherax quadricarinatus
Lineage: Eukaryota; Metazoa; Arthropoda; Malacostraca; Decapoda; Parastacidae
Source: RefSeq, a predicted model, not a curated record